AUGGAAGUCAAAGAUAUUUUUGUUCAAAUUGGAACUAUAAUUGUGUUUUUACUAGAGUUUUUCUUUAGAAACUCCAUAACUUUGAUUGUUCAUGCCCAUAAGAAUUAUCCAGACAUUACUAAUGUUAUAUUUUUCAUACUUGGAGUGUAUAUCAUAUAUAAAAUACUAGUCAGAACCCUUAGAUCCUGGUUUAAUUUUAUGAUAUUCACAAUCAAGUUGAUAUUUGUUUUGUUUUUCGUUUUUCUUGUAUUUGUCAUAUAUUUACGUGGUUGGGAAACAUUCAUUUAUCAAGAUGUCCCAUUUUUGAAAAAAUCUUUUGGUCACUUGAAGGCAUUUAAUGAUAGUACAACAAAGAAUGGGGGGUUUGGCUUUAGUAAUAUUCUAAAUUUUGCUACACAGUUCAAUUUGAAUGAUAUCAAGUCGAUAUUUACCAAUGUUGAAAAAAACAUUAAAGAAAACUUGGAUGAAUCAUCGGAAUAUUUUGAAUAUAUUAAUAGCCAAUUUGGGAAUGGAAAUGGGAAUGAGCCUGAUUAUGACAACAUCCAGAAAUUAGUAGAAGAAGGUAUUGGUUAUUUACAAGAAAAUGUUGAUUUGAAUGCAUUACGAAACAAUAUUCAGGACAUAUUGAAUGGGCAUCAAAACUAA
Molecule: messenger RNA, 645 nt
Organism: Candida albicans SC5314
Lineage: Eukaryota; Fungi; Ascomycota; Pichiomycetes; Serinales; Debaryomycetaceae
Exons: 1
Coding region: 1-645 (214 amino acids)
Source: RefSeq, a predicted model, not a curated record